CACGUGCUAAUAACUUCUCUUAUUAUAAUUGCACUGCAGUAUUUUUUACCGUUCGGAGGCUCUCGAGAAUGGCACUGCAUUGCAGAAUUUCACACCUCUUAGUAUGAAUCAUUCAAACUGCAUCGCAACCGUUAGGUCACAUACUCUCAACUCAAACGAAGCUGCAGAUCUCAUGGAACCAAUCAUGUUUCGCUACAUAAGCAUAACUACUGUGGUUCUACUUUGUCUAGUGCAUUCAACGCGAUCUGCCCUCGAAUUCCCUAUGGGAACAUCAAAUGGUUUUUUAAUUGCAAUUGCCAUUCCGUUGGAAGUACCCGGCCGAAAUAUCUAUCUGUCGCACAACUUCGAAAUGAACUACGUGCUGCCGUCCAAUGCCACCCAGUAUCGGCUAUGGUACAAUCUGUUCAAGAACACAAAAUACAAUGUGGCCGAAGCGGUGCGCCGGAGGCGCAAUAUUCCCGAAAAAAGCAGUCUCAGUCGACGGUUCGUGUAUGAGCUUCUUGCAGAACGGAUGGACCUAUAUGGCUACAACGGGACUGCUUGCAUUCAUAAGGCGAUAUGUGAAACAUUCGAUGAGCCGUUCUACCAUUACAAUGGCGUGCUGGGAGACAUUGCUCACGUGGUGUUCAGUCCUUCUGCUUCGGAAGAUGAGGAGCUGCCACGGUCGUAUUAUAUAGCGGAAAUCGAUGGACACAUGAAGAAUUGUGUUAGAUAUGGCGAGUUUUGUCCGACAGGUAUUUUUGACCUAGUUUCAGUUGUAACCCAUGCUUGAUUUUGGA
Molecule: messenger RNA, 779 nt
Organism: Armigeres subalbatus
Lineage: Eukaryota; Metazoa; Arthropoda; Insecta; Diptera; Culicidae
Exons: 4
Coding region: 104-772 (222 amino acids)
Source: RefSeq, a predicted model, not a curated record